ACACGCCUCAUGCGCGACACGAUUCCUUAGACCCUACAGCCCACCGCCUUUCUGUUGCUGCCCACCGGUACAUGGGGCCGCGUAGAGUAGUCGUAAUUGCCCAGCGCGCCCAGCCCGAGUCGUCACCAGCCCGCCUCCGAGCAGCUUCACGACACACGCGCCCGACUUGAUCACCGCCCUCGAUCCCUACCAUUCUUCGUAACCUCUCACUCCGCCGCCCCGCCAGCCCUUCAACACGCCUUCCUCUCGCUUCCUCUUGACCGUCGCCACUUUCAGCCUCGCCCCGAACCCCGCCGACCCCGGAGAGCGCCCCGCUUGCCCCAGACAUCACCGUCGACGACCGCCCGACCCUGCGACGCUGGGCGCUGCAGCAUUGACUGGAGCGCACUGAUUCUUCGAUACCACCUAUCAUGUCAACGCUCGCCUCCUCUUGAUUGCUUUCUUGUCUUGAAGUCUUCGCACAUGCGCCGAAUCGCCGCCCGCCAUGAACGGAUAUAGGCCAACAUCGAGCGGCUUGGGCUCGGGCACGAGUGCAAAUGGAGCCUAUGCUGGUGCCUCCAGCAACCCGCCGCGAACCAUGCCACACAUUUCAGACCUUAAGGCCCGCGCCGAAAGCCGACUCCAGCAAGCACCGCCGUCGGUUGGCCCUCUGCUCCAGAUGGCCGAGCAAUCCACCAAGCAAAUAGACACACUCCUCGACCUUCGUCGCCCGGAUUUCGCAUACAUCGAAUAUCUGGUCGCUUCGGAGAUUGUCUUCAAUCGCGUACCUUACCACAAAGAUGCGCCGAUCUUCAAAGGGGACAGGGCAAGUCAAUACAACUUGCACAAAAGCAUGGCAAAGCAUCUUUCGGAGAAAGCGGAUAGGUUUGCCAGCAUCAAAGAAAUAAUUAUAAACGACAACAAGAGAAGCGGUGUCCAGCCGACUGUUACAGUCAAGGGGUCUAGCGAUGGACAUGCCAGGUUUGCAAGCAUGUCUGCGGCCGCCCCAGCCAAGGUCCCGAUCCCUACCAACCCGCGGUACUCGAUGAAGGACGAACUUUUCCUUGACAACGGUACCAAUGGCUCGGGAUCUUCCCCACGUAUGUCAAUUGAUGCUUCUUCCAGCCUUUCGGGCAGAUCGACGCCAUUCCGGGCGGAUUCGCCGCGGCCCAGAUCUGAUAUUCAACGAAAGCCGGUUCCCGGGCCACCUUCUGGACUAUCAUCGCAAGGUGAUGCUCUGAGCGAGCGUUUCGCGCGUCUUCGCGUGGCGGGCGAGAGUCGAUCCAGACAGGGGUCUGUCCAAAUGCCGAGCCCAGAGGAUUUCAAUGGCAUGGUCCCGGGACCUGGAAAGUUAUUGGGACCUCGGGAAAUGCGGCCAGGGGCUUUUACUCCCCCAGCACACCCGCCGAAGUUGCCAUUGAAUACUCAAAUUCCACCUUCAAUGUUGAAAGAACCAAGUCCAACGUACAGUCCAGCGAGGAAUAUGGCUACCCCCGCAAGCAUAAACCCUCCGCGCAGCACACCACGAAGCAUGGUACGGCAAAACUCCUUCCCUGCUUCAGGCAUGUCUCCGCAAACCACCGGUUCCAAUGGCGACCCCGAUCCGUCUGUAUCACAACACGCUAGCCAACCUCCGCGAGUGAUCCGUAGGAAGUCGGUUCACGCGCCCAGAGAGUUUCAAAUCAGUGCAGAGAAGCUCUACGACUACUUGAAACCGUAUAAUGUCCUGCUGAUAGAUGUUCGGAAUCGCGAGGAGUUCGACGAUGGCCAUGUUUUUGUUAACUCGAUUAUGUGUAUCGAACCGACCGCCCUACGACCCGAAAUGUCUGCCGAGCAAUUGCAGGAAGCUUUGGUUCUGUCACCAGAUGUCGAACAGGCCAUGUUCGAGCGCCGCAACGAAUUCGACCUUGUAGUGUAUUACGACCAAGCGACUCCUUCGGCAGACUUCCUCAACAAGCAUACUCGUACUGCACAGGAGGAUACAUUGAAAUGUCUGUACGACUCAUUGUAUGAGUUCAACGAGGAUAAACCAUUGCAACGGCCUCCGAUUUUGUUAAUGGGUGGGCUGGAUGCAUGGGCCGAUCUUUUGGGUACGGGCGCCCUGAAGACGUCAAACACUACCGCAAUUGUAUCAGAUCAACAGAACGGAAAGGCUGGAAGGCCCAUUCGGCGCGUCCCCGUGGCAAGUAACGGCUCAAAAUUCUAUUUACAGAAGAAGAGACUGCGCGAUUACAACCCAUUGGAGCCAGAGGAGGAGAAAAAGUGGUUAGAAAAGGCCAGGGGUGAACGGCCAGAACGGCCCCCAGCCGCGGAGGAAGAUGAAGAGGAAAUUGUCGAUGAAGAAGUCCCAUAUUUCCGAACGACCGAGGAAUUUAUGCGGCGCUUCCCAGAGGCGUCCGCGAUCGAGCCGCAGUCGAUGAUGCCACCCGCUCGUCAACCACCAUCUAGGCCUGCACCGUUACCCAACUACCCACUUCCUUCGGUUCCUACAAUUCCUUCUCGGCCACCUCCUGCGGCUUCACGACCUAGCUACAACGGUGUCCAUGAUAGGAAUUACCCUGCACAUCAUGCAGUCACCGCUCGGACCUCUCAACUUCCUUCUUACUUCCCCCCGAGCCAACUUCCUCAAAACGUCCGGCUUCCGAGGACAGGGCUCAUCAACUUUGGCGUUACAUGCUACAUGAAUGCCACUAUUCAAUGUCUGAAUGCUACGUUGAUGAUGACCAGAUACUUCCGCGACAACAGCUUUACAAAAUGCAUCCAGAGGCAGAAUUGGCGCGGAUCGCGCGGUCUCAUGUCAGAGAACUACGCAACACUCAUCCAAAACAUGUGGCAAGAGAAUAAAGGACCGUGUCGGCCGAAGACACUACGAGAACUCUGUGCACGAAUCAACAAAGAAUGGGGUCUCGACCGUCAACAGGAUGCCAAAGAGUUUUUUGACUUCCUCAUUGACAUGCUUCAUGAGGACCUAAACAUCUCGUGGGCUCAUCCGCCGGCACAAGCCCUGACCGAAGAGGAAGAAGCGCGUCGCGAACGUCUUCCUAAACCCUACGCCGCACACAUCGAAUGGCGUCGCUGGUCCAUGCGGGAAAAGAGUCCCAUCAGCGAGCUCUUUGGCGGACAGCAUGCCUCUCGCCUGCGCUGCACCACAUGCCACUUUACCUCGACCACCUUCGAGACCUUUUACAGCAUUUCGGUCGAGAUCCCCCACUUGCAUUCGGGCACGUUGAACGAUUGCCUCCGUUCGUAUUGCGCCGAGGAAAAGCUUUCAGGCGACGAAGUUUGGCGCUGCCCUCGGUGCAAGAAAGAGCGCGAAGCGACGAAGCAAAUCAAGCUAACGCGAGCACCACACUACCUCGUCAUUCACUUCAAGCGCUUCAGCGCGUCGCACACGGAGCGGGCGCGCAAAGUUCGGACGCCGAUAGACUUCCCGCUGCAAAACCUCGACAUUACGCCGUUUAUGCUGCCGUCGCUGACUCCGGCGGAAGAGGAAUACCUCGUUACGCAGCGUGGGGCGGCGCAGGAUGUGAAGUCGCUCAAGAAGGAUGAUAAGAUGGUGCCGCCGUACCGGUACAAUGCGUACGCGGUAAUGCGGCACCAGGGCAACACGCUGACGAGUGGGCAUUACAUCGCUAUGGUGCGCGACAAGGCGCGUGGCUGCUGGUGGCAGUUCAACGACAGCCGGGUCAGCGAGUUCCAGCCGGAGCGGCUACCGCCGGCCGAGUCACUGCAGAACGAGAUGGCGUAUAUAGUAUUUUAUGAGCGGGAACAGCGGUACUAGAAGGGGAGGAGAAGCGGGUGAUGCGGGAGUGGGGGAGCAAGAAACGGACUUGGGACUUGUAGACGACGAGCGUGGAACGGGCAUUGAGUUGACACGAAAUGAAUGAUACCUCGGCGGUUGGACGACGGUGACGACGGCAUGCGAUGGCGAGCUAGGUGGUUUUGGGUGGCGGUUGGCAGUUAGAUACUACUUUUUUUGUGCAAGACGACGCGGGGUGAUUAGCUCGGAGGGCGAAGAAAAUGAAACCAAAAUGCUCUGAUC
Aplosporella prunicola CBS 121167 is the source of this 4021-nucleotide messenger RNA. RefSeq lists its product as uncharacterized. Bases 485 to 3760 code for a protein of 1091 amino acids. Gene Ontology annotation, cellular component: cytoplasm. Gene Ontology annotation, biological process: protein deubiquitination. Gene Ontology annotation, molecular function: cysteine-type deubiquitinase activity. The record is from RefSeq and is a predicted model, not a curated record. Lineage: Eukaryota; Fungi; Ascomycota; Dothideomycetes; Botryosphaeriales; Aplosporellaceae. The transcript is spliced from 4 exons.